Molecule: messenger RNA, 4526 nt
Organism: Lagopus leucura (white-tailed ptarmigan)
Lineage: Eukaryota; Metazoa; Chordata; Aves; Galliformes; Phasianidae
Gene: ZC4H2
Product: zinc finger C4H2-type containing
Exons: 6
Coding region: 3441-4115 (224 amino acids)
Biological process (GO): positive regulation of neuron differentiation
Cellular component (GO): nucleus
Source: RefSeq, a predicted model, not a curated record
UCCCCAGCCCUCAUUUAAGGGUUGGCAGGGGAAGGGGGGGUGUUUUGCUGGAGGUCCCUGUGUAACAAGCCUUUUGAAGGUAAGUUCUUUCCUUUAUUUUUGUGCUGUUGAAUUUAGAUGAGUUGUUGCUUGUUGCAGUGUGGGAUUUUGCUGCUUUGCUGUUACUGCUGCCCUUUCCAUCAUGUUAGUGUUAAAUGUGGGGGAGAGUAGUCAUUCUUGCAAUUUGGAACUGUUCUGUGCUACUUGUCACUAGUGAUAACGGUAUGCGGACUGAAGAAAUACUUAAUUUUUUAAAUGCAGUGAAGUUCAAACUUGUGCUCAAUAGCAUGGUGGUACUGAUUUUUGCUUGUAUUGUAUGUCUACUAGUGCCUGGUUUUAAAGGUUCAAAUGGGAGUAAGGUUCAGGACCAGGAAAUCAAAAGGUUUAUUUUUCAAUAGCAGUUGUGUGUGUAAGCCCUUCAGUUUCUGUUGGGGGUAGAAAAAAAAAAAACAAAAAACAAAAAAAACACACAAUAAUAACUGUAUGUUGAAAGAGAACAGUUAUUUAUUUCCCCGUACCUAAAUUUGUAGAGCGCUAGAAUAGGCCUGAUACAACAGUGUUGUGAUUUCAGGGCACACAAAGCGCUAUCUGUUUUAUGUGCAAUGAAAUGUGGAACAUGCACAUGUAAAGGCACUUAUCCCAGUCCAUGAAACAAAUGCUGCAUGCCACCAGCUUGAAUGCGCUUGAACUGCGAGUACUGACAUCAGAGCUGAAAGAGUAAUCUGCUUGUCCUAAUCCUUGGCCCUCUGCUCUGCCCUUAGAGCAACAUGCCUCAUGACAUCCAGAUUUUACUUUGCAAUGUGGAAAGUGAUUUUUCAUCUCUAGGAACACCAGAGAUUUCAGAGUGUACAAACACCAAAGUACUGGUAAAUCUCUCCAGGCUUUUCCACACCUGCUCACCUCAACUGAUAGGAAUGGUGCAAGUACAUGCUUCUCUCUUUCUUCUCUGUCACUUUGCUGAAAGUUACACUGAAAAAGUAUUCAUAAAUUUGACUGUAAUAGAAUAGCAAUAGCAGUAGAAAUCACAUACAAAUAUCUAUAUUAUUCAUUGAUGAGGAGAGGGGGGGAAAAAAAGCCCCAUUUCCCAAACCAGUAUGAGUUGGAAGAAUAUGCAAAUUCACUGUACUUCAUAGGAAGCAUAGGAUAGAGGGCUCAGGAAGACAGAUGUGAUGAUUUCACAACUGAGAGAACAGUAGGAUGUGUUUGUUACCACAGCAGGCCCUGAUUUCAUGUGGAUGCAGAGCUCAAGCUAAUUGCAUGCUCCUAAAGAUUGCUGUUUAUCUAGAGACUGAUUUAAAGCCUGAUGAAAGCAAUGGCUAUCUACUCUGUUGUUAUGAAAUAGUCUGCCUUAAUUUUGAAUCCUUCUAAUGAUUGCUUAUUCCUUUUGUUAUUCUAAAGCUAACGUUUUGUAGUUUUGCACAAAUGCUAACACUUAAAGAUGACUAAAUAUAUUUUUUUCAGUGGAAAAAGUAAGCAGGGAGCUGCAUUGUACUGGUUCUAAUGUCAUACACAGGUGUUAAGAGUUUUCAUGAAGGACACAAUGCCAACCUGUCACCUUCCCUUCUACAAACCUGAAUCCCUUUUGUUACACAGAAUAUUUUACAGUUUUCUCAUAUGCUUUAAUUUUUGUGCCUGGUUUCUCAGUAGGUUCUUUGUGUUUGUUUUGAACUGUGUAUGUCAUUUCCAAAGAAGACAAGUGAUACUUUCAUAGUUUUCAUCUUAGCUCAGCUGAGUGUGUAAGAGAAAACUGUAUAACUCCUCGACUACACUCAGUACAUGACAAAGUACUCGACAAUAUUUGAGGUAAGUACAUAAGAAAUUGAAUGUUUAAUACAGCUCAGUUUCUUCAAAUUAAAUGAAUGGGUGUAUAAAUAUUUACAGAUAAAUGGGAGUUACUCCUCAGAAGCCCCAAACAAACAAAAAUUCCAGAUUAGGUGUUUUUUCAGAUCUGUUUUCCAGCCCUCCAGGCAGCCGUAUGAAUCUAGCACCUCAUCCCUUCUCCAGACAAACUUUCUGGCUGCCCACCCUUUCUCAUUCUCAGUAAUUUUUGGUGAUGAUUUUUUCCUCCUCUCUGACACAUUCUUUCAUUUUCUGGCCUUUGAGUGCUUUCUCUGGCAUGAAAACCUAUUGUGGACAUUUGAAUUCAUGUUCAUAUACAACAUUCAUAAUUCAUAUUAAUGUACGAUAGCUCACUCAGUCCCCAGGAGGGAAUGUCUGAGAGGACACUGAAGAAGAUGACAAGAAGCAGGUUGUUGUAAUAGAAGGCUAUAAGCCUCAUAACUCAUCGCUAAUCAUUGCAAAACCCCUGCCUCAAAGCAGGGAUCUGCAGUACCUGGGUUAAUGUGGACAACAUUAUGUGAAUAGUUAAGAAUGAUACGGAGAAUCCUCUACUGUCCAGGUGUCCUUUCCUACUGAAACACUGUGUAGUCAGAAAUUUGACUGAAAUCUGUCCAAACCUUUCUGUUUGGCUUAUUAAAUGAUUUGUAGACUUUUCUCAUCUGACUAGUGGAUUAUUUGCUAUGAAAACUUUUUUUAACAGCUUUUACAGAGAGGAUGACUCUUGCUGUUACGAGCUCCAUCUAUUCCAUCCAGAGUUGCUCAGAGCUGGAGUCGGAGCGUGACCCUCCUGUGGCUCAUGCUCUGCUUAUUACCUCCCAUUCUAGUCUGCUAGUAUUCCAGGCACAGUCACAUGUGAGGGGGACCGGUUUUCCUUUAGUCUGCAACCGUGUAUGCAACAGACUCAAGACGUUUAGUUCUGUGAGAACAAGUCUUGACUCAAACAGAUCAACCAAGUGCCAUGUUACUUUGGCCAUGCUGUCACGUUCAGAUGCCUUUCGUGUACCCCAAAACUCUUACCAAUCUUGCUGCUUUGCUCUGUGUUAUGUCCAUUUUUACUUGCCUUCCAUAUAUAACAAUUGGGUAAUGCAUCCCACUUAAUCGCCCUGUGCUCAUUGGCCUCAUGCUACUGACUGAUGAGUGGUCCACUGUAUUCAUUAGAUUAUGAUACUGAUGCUUGUGCAUGUAAACAUACUUAAGUUGAAGACUUUAUGAUCUGGUUUCCCUGCUGUCUGGCCUUGAACUUUCACUUCUUAUAAUGCAUUGAUCUUUCAACCCAGCGUGACCAUAAAAACUGGGGAACUGCUGGGUAAUUGCUUGGGUAUACUGGUGAAGAACCAGGAAUUUACUCUGUGGAUCCUUCAGGAAGAAGUCUUUCAGAGUGCUGAGAUGUAAAACUGUUGUCUUCAAAAAAAUAAACAUGUUUUGUUCACGACAGAAACUGAAGGAAGAUAAUUACCUGUGUGACUAAUGGCUGGAAGUCUAUUCAGCAGUCCUGGUAAAGUGCUCUGAUAUGCAUGGCUAGAAUGUCCUCAGGCAAAUGAUUUAAAUCGGGAGUGAAAAGCAUGGCAGAUGAGCAAGAGAUCAUGUGCAAACUCGAGAGCAUCAAGGAGAUCAGAAAUAAGACUUUGCAGAUGGAAAAAAUAAAGGCACGUCUAAAAGCAGAGUUUGAAGCCCUGGAGUCUGAGGAGAGGCACCUGAAAGAAUACAAACAAGAAAUGGACCUGCUGCUGCAAGAGAAGAUGGCGCAUGUGGAGGAGCUGCGUCUGAUCCACGCUGAUAUUAAUGUGAUGGAGAAUACUAUCAAGCAGUCUGAGAAUGAUCUCAAUAAACUCUUGGAAUCUACUCGUCGCCUGCAUGAGGAGUACAAACCCCUAAAGGAGCAUGUAGAUGCUCUGCGAAUGACACUGGGCUUGCAGAGGCUGCCAGACUUGUGUGAGGAAGAGGAGAAACUGUCCCUUGACUACUUUGAAAAGCAGAAAGCUGAAUGGCAGACAGAACCACAGGAGCCUCCCAUCCCAGAGUCUCUGGCUGCAGCUGCAGCAGCUGCCCAACAGCUGCAAGUGGCUAGGAAGCAAGAUACCAGACAGACAGCAACGUUUAGACAACAGCCACCUCCAAUGAAGGCCUGUUUAUCCUGUCACCAGCAAAUUCAUCGGAAUGCACCAAUAUGUCCACUCUGCAAGGCAAAAAGCCGAUCUCGGAAUCCCAAAAAGCCCAAAAGGAAACAGGAUGAAUGAAACGCAGAAAACUGCUGAGCAAAGUGUGACCUUUUCCAAUACCAUUUUGGUAGAACUGUAAAUGUGGCCAGACUUUACUGAAGUACAGACUCAAGUACGACCAACUCAUUGUUUUCUAUCAAUGCAAUGUAAGCACAAUGUUUCUGUUCUGUUUUGAUUUUGUUCUAGUCCUUAGGAUGUUUUAGGAAAAUAAGUAUUAAUGGUGCUACAGUUUAAUGUUUCAAUCAUUCCAUUUUUUGGAUUCCUAAGCAAUAUAGAAUUCUUAUGUGAAUAUCCUAGGCAUCAGGCUAUGAUUAUUGGCCAAAUGCAAUUACUACAGAUACUUUCAUGUCCUGUUUUUCAUAGUCAUAGAAUGGCUUGGAUUGGAAGGCACUUAAAGGAUCAUGAAGCUCUAACCCCUCCCCCCUCUGC